AUGAAGUAUCAUAAUAAUCUAUACAUAUCAGUGGUUUCAAGAUUGCGAUACGAAAAUGUUAUUGCACUUGCCGGUUAUUGUGAUGAUGGCCCUCUCCGUAUUCUUGCUUAUGAGUAUGCUCCUAACGGAUCUCUUCAUGAUGUUCUUCAUGGGCGAAAAGGUGUGAAAGGAGCACUGUGA
This is a messenger RNA of Eruca vesicaria subsp. sativa (arugula), 180 nucleotides long. Lineage: Eukaryota; Viridiplantae; Streptophyta; Magnoliopsida; Brassicales; Brassicaceae. The record is from the annotation of a GenBank genome assembly.